AUGGAGAAUCCACCAGAUCUCAUUGUUGUUACUGCAUCAGAUGAACAAUAUCAAGAUAAACAGAAAUUAAUCGUUGAAAAUAUUAAUCAAGAACAAGAUAAACAACAUGAUGAAUCAAUAGCAAAUCUUCAAUCGGAUAAAUAUGCUCUUGAAUGUCAAGUUAAACGAUUACAAGCUCAACUAACCGUACGUAAUAAUUAUGAAUUUGAUGAACAAUCACGUUUAUUACAACAACGAUUUCAAGAUGAAAUUCAAUCUAUUAUUCAUCAUCAUACAGAAUUAGUUCAACAUACUACCAAUGAACUGUCUGCUUAUAUAACAAAUGUUCUGCGAAAAAGUAUGGAAGAUAUCGAAAGUUUAAGCUUAUUACAUCAAAAAGAAUUAUGUGUACAUUCGAAAAUUAUGACUGAUUGUAUUCAACAACAAUGCAGUGAAAUGAAUGAACUAAGUCAUCAUUUGAUUAAUCAACAACACACAAUGCCUAUGCAUUUGUUUAAUAGUCUUAUUGAUGAUUUUCGAACUUCACUUAACGAUCUGAAGACAAGUUUUGAUUCAAAAAUUAAUUAUCUAAGUGAUAUUCAUUUAUCAACAAUCGACAAAUUAAAUACGAAACAUGAAAUUGAGAUUAAUGAAAUGAAAUGCGAAUUAAAUUUAAUGUCUAAUCGAUCUAACUAA
Rotaria sp. Silwood1 is the source of this 675-nucleotide messenger RNA. Lineage: Eukaryota; Metazoa; Rotifera; Eurotatoria; Philodinida; Philodinidae. The record is from the annotation of a GenBank genome assembly.